Molecule: messenger RNA, 795 nt
Organism: Lathyrus oleraceus (garden pea)
Lineage: Eukaryota; Viridiplantae; Streptophyta; Magnoliopsida; Fabales; Fabaceae
Product: sugar transporter ERD6-like 6
Exons: 10
Coding region: 1-795 (264 amino acids)
Biological process (GO): transmembrane transport
Cellular component (GO): membrane; plant-type vacuole
Molecular function (GO): transmembrane transporter activity
Source: RefSeq, a predicted model, not a curated record
AUGAGAAGAAGUCAAGUGGAUCCUAAGGAGGUCUACAACGGGUGUGUCUUUACUCUUGCGGGGGGAUCUAUAUGCUGGAAAUCGUCAGUUCAAUCUAUAGUAGCUAUGUCUACAACUGAGGCAAAAUACAUGGUUGUAGAUGAAGCUACCAAGGAAGCAUUAUGGCUUACAGAGUUAGUGAAAGAGUUAGGUGUUGAGCAACGUGGAGUUCAGUUGCAUUGUGAUACAACAUUUGGAGUCGGUGCUGUUCAGGUUCUUGCUACGAUUUUAACUUUGUGGUUAGCAGACAAAUCUGGUCGCCGGCUUUUACUUAUUGUUUCUUCAUCUGCAAUGGCUUUGAGUCUUUUGGUUGUUUCAAUAUCAUUCUACUUGAAGGAAUAUAUAUCACCAGAUUCUGAUUUAUAUGCGACAUUGAGCCUCGUAUCGGUGGCUGGAGUUGUGGUCAUGGUUAUUGCAUUCUCUCUGGGAUUAGGAGCAAUGCCAUGGAUUAUAAUGUCUGAGAUUCUUCCGAUUAACAUCAAAGGCCUAGCUGGAAGUUUUGCAACACUUUCCAAUUGGUUCUUUUCCUGGUUGGUUACAUUAACAGCAAAUUUGCUCUUGGAUUGGAGUUCGGGAGGAACCUUCACAAUAUAUACUGCAGUGUGUGUUUUCACAGCAGGAUUUGUUGCCAUUUGGGUCCCCGAGACAAAGGGAAAAACUCUUGAAGAAAUACAACAAGAGUGGUUAUUAUACAUUUCAAUUAGAGUAGCAGUGGUUUCGGUUCAUGACAUUUCAAAUAGCAAGAGGAUCAUAUAA